AUUCUGACAAACGGAAACCGGAAAGUAGUGAUAAAAAAAAAAAAUAUUAAAUACUCUCUCUUAUACUUUUUCAGUUGAAAAGAUAUAAAUUGUUUUAGUCACUUGAUUAAAAUAAAUUAAAAUGGCAUCAAUUAUUAUUAUAAAUGGAUUUAAUAUUAUUGGAAUUUAUUGUUUAUUUUUUGUUGUUGUAUUUGGAGCUCAAACAAAUUAUUAUUGGAAACAAAGUGAUGAUAAAAUUAAGUGUCCAAAAGUCAAGGGACUUGUAAACUUUGAUGUUUCUGAAUUUCUAGGCUCAUGGAAAAUAAUUCAAUACUAUGCAAGUUCAGAAGAGGCACUUGCUUAUAAAUGCAUGAGAGCUGAAUUGUCAUUGUCUGAUAACCACAAUGAAAUAACAAUGAAUUUUACAUAUAAUUUCAUUGAUGAUCCAAUAAAUGAAUGUGUUUUUGGUAAUAUUACAUGGAAAAUACCACAUUACAAUGAUUCACCAGCUCACUGGAUUCAUACCGAAAAUCCAUAUGAAGAAAUUUACAAUACAUAUGUACUUGCAACUGAUUACAAUACAUGGGCAUUAUUGAUGCAUUGUGCUGAGAAAAAAAAAAGUCCAAGAUAUAUGUCAAGUUAUAUUAUGAGUCGACAAAACAGCCUUGAGCCAAAUGCCAUUUCUUAUUUACGUGAAAAAUUAACAAGAUAUGACAUUGAUUUGGAGUACAUGUUCCCAAUGAAACAAUCAAAUUGCAACCACACAAUUAUUACCAACAACAACAACAACAACAACAACAAUUCAUAUCUAGCACUUCCAAUGGUUCAAGCUGCAAGAGACAUUUAUCAAGCCAAUCAAUAUAAAAUUCAAGAUUAAAUUCAAAACAUCAAUAAUAAUAAUAAUAAUAAUAAUAUAAUCAAUCAUGUAAUUAAUCAA
Messenger RNA from Aphidius gifuensis, 916 nucleotides. RefSeq names its product apolipoprotein D (gene Karl). The record is from RefSeq and is a predicted model, not a curated record. The transcript is spliced from 4 exons. The coding region runs from base 122 to 856 and encodes 244 amino acids. NCBI's taxonomy places the organism in Eukaryota, Metazoa, Arthropoda, Insecta, Hymenoptera, Braconidae.